Molecule: messenger RNA, 369 nt
Organism: Aspergillus saccharolyticus JOP 1030-1
Lineage: Eukaryota; Fungi; Ascomycota; Eurotiomycetes; Eurotiales; Aspergillaceae
Exons: 2
Coding region: 1-369 (122 amino acids)
Source: RefSeq, a predicted model, not a curated record
AUGAUCGAUAACGAGUUCCUGAAAGGUCUGGGCACUUACGUCGGCGUACUCCUCGGGAUCUACGUCGCCUAUCGCUUGCAGCGAAGGUUGAAGCGGUGGGAGCGUCGAGAGGACGGAUGGGAAGGGGAUGACCUGGACGAAGGGAGGGCACCGGACAAGAGCUGGUACCCAGAGCGGCUGGUGUCCUCGCGGUGCCCAACCGACCUCCAGAGCCUGGUCAGGCAGUUGAAAGACGAAGAAGAGAGACCAUUUGCUUCUUUGUGCUUCUGGGUCGAAGGUCAAGGCGUUGCCAUCACCAUGCCAUUGAAAAUCCUCCUUAUCGUUUCAGGGGACAUUGAGGUGCUCAACCUCCUCGGAUCAAUUGAAUAA